AUGGAUAAAGAGAAGAUACAACUCAAGAGAAUAUUUGGAUAUUGCUGGGGCACAAGUUUUUUGAUCACUAAUGUAAUUGGGACAGGAAUUUUUGUGGCCCCCAAAGGGGUACUGAAAUACUCUUGCAUGAAUGUGGGGCUCUCCCUGUGUAUUUGGCUGUCUGUGCCCUGUGCCCUGUUGUCCAUGAUGACCACUCUCUGCUCAGCAGAGAUAGAUAUAACCUUCCCACGCAGUGGAGCUCACUACUAUUUUCUCAAAAGAUGUUUCGGCAACUUAAUCUCUUUCCUGAAUCUCUGGACAAGCUUGUUUCUGGGGCCAGGGUUAGCUGCCAGCCAAGCCUUACUCCUCGCCGAGUACAGCAUCGAGCCUUUUUAUCCCAGCUGCUCUGCUCCAAAGCUGCCAAAGAAAUGUCUGGCGCUAGCCGUAUUGUGGACCGUGGGAAUUCUGAAUUCUCGUGGUGUGAAAGAGGUGACUUGGCUUCAGACAGCCAGUCUAGUGCUGAAAAUGGCUAUACUCGGCCUUAUUUCCCUGAGUGGAGUCAUGCUGCUGGUGAGAGGAAGGAAGGAGAAUGUAGAAAGAUUCCAGAACUCUUUUGAUACUGAUUUUCCAGAAGCUUCUGAGUUUAUAGAAGCCAUUUUCCAAGGAUAUUUUGCGUUUUCAGGCGGGGGAUGUUUUACAUAUAUAGCAGGGGAGCUGAAGAAACCCAGAAAGACAAUCCCAAGAUGCAUAUUUACUGCGUUACCUCUGGUAACUAUCAUUUAUCUGCUGGUUAACAUUUCCUACCUGACUGUUCUGACACCCAGGGAAAUUCUUUCUUCAGAUGCUGUGGCUAUCACGUGGACUGAUAGAGUAAUCCCCUCAUUAACAUGGGUUAUUCCUUUUGGUAUUUCUGCCUCAAUAUUUAGCAACCUUCUGGUUAAUGUACUUGAAUCAUCAAGAGUAACAUAUAUGGCUGGCCAAGAGGGCCAACUGCCUUUGCUAUUUAAUAUGCUUAAUAUUCACUCCUCUCCAUUUAUAUCUGUGCUAGUACUUGUCACCAUGGCAUCAAUUGCCAUUGUCUCAACAAACCUCACUGACCUGAUAAACUAUCUUUAUUUUGUAGUUUUUAUUUGGUCUGUAUUAUCAAUGAUAGGAAUACUAAAACUGAGAUACCAGGAGCCAAAUCUACCUAGACCUUACAAGGUGUUUUUUCCAUUACCUUUGGUAACAAUGGCCAUCAGCCUAUACUUGGUUUUGGUCCCUUUGGUGAAGUCUCCACAUUAUGUGUGCCUCUUUGUUCUCAGUGGACUUCUAUUUUACAUACCUUUAAUAUAUCUCAAAUUGAGGUUGGUUUGGUUUGAGAAAAUGACAUGUCAUUUACAAUUGCUGUUUAAUAUUUGCAUCCCUGAUGUGGCUGAAGAACAGAUGUCAGAAGUACAAACUUUUUAAAAAGUAGCCUUUUAAAAGCACUCCCAAAUUA
Molecule: messenger RNA, 1459 nt
Organism: Panthera uncia (snow leopard)
Lineage: Eukaryota; Metazoa; Chordata; Mammalia; Carnivora; Felidae
Gene: SLC7A13
Product: solute carrier family 7 member 13
Biological process (GO): amino acid transmembrane transport
Cellular component (GO): membrane
Molecular function (GO): L-amino acid transmembrane transporter activity
Source: RefSeq, a predicted model, not a curated record